AUUGAGAUUUUGUUCAAUCAUUUCUUUGGAUCUUUUUAAUUGUCUGAGGUUAAUUGUUUCGUCAUCUAGUGAUUUAAAUAUUUAAUUCUAGUACUGAGCCAUCAUUUGAUUCUAGUAUUAACUGAACGUUAUAAUCAUGUCAUCUAAUAAUAAAUCAGAUUACCAAGCAAUCGAUGUUGAUACACCAACUUCACCAGAAAGGUUACAACCUUUCGGUGAGCCUAGUACAUCAUCUGGUUCUCAGCAAAAGGUUUCACAAGUUCAACAACAGGUCAAACAAGUGGCCAGUAUAAUGCAAGAAAACAUCUCUAAGAUACUGGACCGUGGACAGAAAUUGGAUCAUUUGGAGGACAGAUCAGCACUUUUAUCGUCAAAAUCGGAAGAUUUUCGAGUAUCUUCCCGUCGACUUGGGCGUAAAAUGAGAUGGCAGAACAUGAGAUUAAACCUUAUAAUCGCUGCGAUUGUGAUAAUUAUAAUCAUCAUAAUUUACUUUUCGGUAAAAAAUUAAUGUUUACAUCAAAGUGGAUGAAAAUGGUCGUUUCUGUUUCUAUACAAUUACAAUUACAUUCCAUCAAUUAAACAUCAUCGCAAUUAACCAUCAAAUGAUCACAUUUGCAAUUAUCAAUCUGAUGAGAUGCACCGGAUCAAACAAUCAACCCAUCAUCUAAUUGCAUUUCCUUUAUCGCCAACAAUUAGCUUAUUAACUUUUAUAAUAUACACCAACUAAUUAUGUAAAUGGAAACAAAUUUAAUCUCAAAUGUUGGUUUAUAUUUUUAAACUCACAAUGUAUAAAUCUAUGUAAGAAAUAUCAAAAUUAAUCAGUCUCCCACCAAAUCAAAUUAUCAACACCAACAAUCAAUUAAUUAUCUCUUAAAACAUGCCAACAAAAUGGGAAUCGAUAUCAAUCAAAUUGUAAUUAAACCGAUUAUAAGAUGAAAAACAAUUACAAUCAAUACAAAUGGUAAACAACAUUUGUAACUUUUAUUUUUCCA
Molecule: messenger RNA, 992 nt
Organism: Panonychus citri (citrus red mite)
Lineage: Eukaryota; Metazoa; Arthropoda; Arachnida; Trombidiformes; Tetranychidae
Product: vesicle-associated membrane protein 8-like
Exons: 5
Coding region: 137-508 (123 amino acids)
Biological process (GO): vesicle fusion; vesicle-mediated transport
Cellular component (GO): SNARE complex; plasma membrane
Molecular function (GO): SNAP receptor activity; syntaxin binding
Source: RefSeq, a predicted model, not a curated record